UUUGGCAGUGUAUGCUUAUCUCUCAAAGUAAAAGGUGAAUAUAGAGAGACAAUGACAGUUACAAAGUAUUUCCUAGUUUUCAGCUUUGUUGUUUAUUGUGAAUCUCUUUUAAUUACACAUGAUUCUCCUCGCAAUGUGGUGAAAGUUUUACAAAUUGACAAUGGUGAUGACUGGGGUACUUGGAAUCCUCCUCAAUAUUGUGCUGACGGGCAUUUUGCAAUGGGAUACAAUAUGAAGAUUGAGGUUCCUCAAGGUAGCGGCGACGAUACUGCACUCAACAGCAUUCUGCUGAAAUGUGGGUCAGCAGCUGGUCAGUACGGUGGAUAUAUAGUUUCCGGUCAAGGUACUUGGGGUGGAUGGGUAGGAGAAACAUUAUGUGAAAACACAGAAACUCAAAAGUUCUUGACAUCGUUUGCUCUACAAGUAGAAAAUAGACAGGGAGGUAGCGAUGACACAGCAGCUAAUUUCGCAAAAUUCAAAUGCCGAGAUUUUGAUGUAGAGCCUGAAUAUGAUCUUGCACAUCCACCAGGACAUGGCGAAUGGGGAUCCUAUGGGGCAUGGAGCCAGAGUUGUCCUCUUAGUUCGGCUAUUUGUGGUAUUCAAACUAGAGUAGAGUCUCCACAAGGUUCCGGGGACGACACAGCGCUAAAUGACGUCAAAUUCUAUUGUUGUUCUGAAUAA
Mytilus trossulus (common blue mussel) is the source of this 681-nucleotide messenger RNA. Its product is annotated as vitelline membrane outer layer protein 1-like. The coding region runs from base 52 to 681 and encodes 209 amino acids. The record is from RefSeq and is a predicted model, not a curated record. The transcript is spliced from 3 exons. NCBI's taxonomy places the organism in Eukaryota, Metazoa, Mollusca, Bivalvia, Mytilida, Mytilidae.